AACCCAACAAAAUUUGAUAAAACUCAAAAAAAAAAAAAAAAAAAAAAAAAAAAAACAAAAAAACCUCAAAGAAAAUAGAGAAGAAAAAAAAGUUUCCAUUUUCUGUCAACCUGUGAGGCAACGACGGCGUGAAGGCUUCAGAAUGGCUCUUUCGCCGGACUGUCGCCGGAUGUAGUCCAAAAAGCAUUGUUGAAUCCGGACCACCACCUCUUGUAUGGAUUCCUGUCAAAUUUCUUCCAAUCCGAACUCCGGUCGGGGCUUAGCAAGCCUUUAGGGUUCGUCGGAGUUCCGAUCCUAUCCGAGCUCACUCUGAUCGAUACUCUUUGUGGAAUAAAGAAACUGGCGUUUAUUCUUGUCUCCGCCCCUUUCGCUUUUAACACGAGGAUGCCCGUGUUCUGUAAAUUCUGAACAGGAGAUUAAGAUGACUCAACCAUCAGUGAUACUUGCAACUGCUAGCUAUGAUCAUACUAUUAGGUUUUGGGAGGCCAAAAGUGGUCGCUGUUACCGGACUAUACAAUACCCUGAUUCUCAAGUUAAUAGACUGGAGAUAACCCCAGACAAAAGAUAUUUGGCUGCUGCUGGUAAUCCUCAUAUACGGUUGUUUGAUAUCAAUUCAAACAGCCCUCAACCAAUAAUGAGUUAUGAUUCACAUACAAAUAAUGUAAUGUCAGUGGGGUUUCAAUGUGAUGGGAACUGGAUGUAUUCAGGUUCCGAGGAUGGCACGGUAAAAAUAUGGGAUUUGAGGGCUCCUGGUUGUCAGAGGGAGUAUGAAAGUCGUGCUGCAGUUAACACUGUUGUUCUACAUCCUAAUCAGACUGAACUGAUAUCUGGAGAUCAAAAUGGUAAUAUCCGUGUGUGGGAUUUGACUGCAAAUUCAUGCAGCUGCGAAUUGGUGCCAGAAGUGGAUACAGCUGUAAGAUCUUUGACGGUUAUGUGGGAUGGGAGCUUGGUAGUUGCAGCAAAUAAUCAUGGCACAUGUUAUGUCUGGCGCUUGUUACGUGGCACUCAGACGAUGACAAACUUUGAGCCACUUCAUAAACUUCAAGCACACAAGGGAUACAUUCUCAAGUGUCUUCUUUCACCUGAAUUCUGUGAACCCCACCGAUACCUUGCCACUGCAUCUUCUGACAGCACUGUCAAAAUCUGGAACGUGGAUGGUUUCACGUUAGAAAAGACACUUAUAGGACACCAACGGUGGGUGUGGGACUGCGUCUUCUCAGUAGAUGGUGCAUAUCUUAUAACAGCUUCUUCCGAUACUACCGCAAGACUCUGGUCCAUGUCAACUGGCAAAGAGAUGAAGGUUUAUCAAGGUCAUCACAAAGCAACUAUUUGUUGUGCCCUCCACGAUGGAGCGGAGCCAUCGUCGUGUUGAAACUGGAGUAGUAUUCAUAGUUGUGCGGUAUGCAGCCACUUUCUUUUCCGUCAUUUGUAAAUCAUAAAGAUAUUUGGUUGAGGCAAGGAAGUAAUAUAUAUUUAUAAAUCAAGCAAUACAUUCUUAGGCAGUGAAGCUAAAUAAUUUGUCAAUUUUCUCCAACUGUAUCUGAUUAUGAGCAUUGAUCAGAAUCAUCCUGCCUAAUCAUGUUAUUGUGCUUCAAAGUGAGUGGAAUUCAGUUUUUGUUUA
Messenger RNA from Benincasa hispida (wax gourd), 1621 nucleotides. Its product is annotated as target of rapamycin complex subunit LST8-1. Lineage: Eukaryota; Viridiplantae; Streptophyta; Magnoliopsida; Cucurbitales; Cucurbitaceae. Gene Ontology annotation, cellular component: TORC2 complex; TORC1 complex. Gene Ontology annotation, molecular function: protein binding. The record is from RefSeq and is a predicted model, not a curated record. Gene Ontology annotation, biological process: TOR signaling; regulation of actin cytoskeleton organization.